GGCGGAGCUAACCGACGGGUUCCGAGCAGCACCACGAUAACGCGGCGGAAAACCAGCAGGUUGAUAAGUUUGUUGUGGUUGAAGAGGAUGACUACACUACUGGAUAUUCUGAAGGAUGAUGAUCUCCACCAGGACUCACUCUUUUAGCUCUCUGCCUUACUCUCUCCCAAUGUGUGCUUUAAUGCAUCUCAGCUUUAAGUCAUAAAUGUCCUGUACUCACAAUCUGAAAAAGAUCUGACUCGCUCAUGUUGGUUUGGUUGGACUGUCACAUUUGCUGCCAUGAAAAGGCCGAAGCAGCAGUCGCAGGCCUUUAGCUUCCUCAGUUUCUUUACCCGCAAACCGAAAUCAGACCCGAAGAGUGAGAAACCCACAGCUGCCUUGAAUCGAGAUGAAGUGGUGAUUACGCUGACACCCAACGAGCACGAGCAUGCACAGAACGAGCCACCUCACAGUGAAAGAGAUGGAGGUGGUGAGGCCACUGAAACAGGCUCCGUUAAGGCUGAAGUUACUGAGGUCGAGCAGUCUGCGGAGCGUGCGAGUAGCGGCUCCACUGGAGUCGUGUCGCUUUCCUCCUCUAGCCAAGAGCAGCUCCUCGAGCACUUGGUGGAGUGUCCGCUGUGCCUGCUGAGCCAGCCACGUGCCCACUUCCCCCGUCUGUCCUCAUGCCCACACCGUGCGUGCACUGACUGUUUGCGUCAUUACCUGCGCAUCGAGAUCUCAGAGAGCCGUGUGGGUAUCGCCUGCCCACAGUGUCCUGAAGCGCUAGCGCCACUGGAUGUACGUGCAAUCCUAGAUGACAGUGCAUUGCUUGAACGUUUUGAGGAGUACCAACUCCGCCGUUUCCUGGCUGCCGACCCGGACACGCGCUGGUGCCCAGCUCCGGACUGCAGUUACGCAGUGAUAGCUUAUGGCUGUGCCGAGUGCCCAAAGUUGAGCUGUGGCCGCGAGGGCUGUGACACAGAGUUCUGCUACCACUGUCGUCAGCUUUGGCAUCCAGACCAGACGUGCGAUCAAGCCAGACGACAGCGUGCCCGCCACACAUUGGGCAGCAGCGAUGCCUCAGCACUCUACGUUUUCAGUGAGGAGCCUGGUGGAGAAGCAGAGGAGAUAAAAGCUUGUCCACGCUGUGGUGCCUAUAUCAUGAAGACCAACGAUGGCAGCUGCAACCGAAUGAACUGCACAGUUUGUGCUUGUCAGUUCUGCUGGCUGUGUAUGCAGGAGAUCACAGAUGUCCACUACCUCAGUCCCUCAGGCUGCACUUUCUGGGGAAAGAAGCCGUGGUCCCAGACAAGAAAGGUCCUGUGGCAGGUGGGAAUGCUGCUUGGGGCUCCAGUAGUGAUCUCACUGAUUGCAGGCAUCGCCAUACCUGUCAUUAUCGUAGGCAUCCCGAUAUACAUGGGCCGCAGGGUCCAUGGUCGCUGUAAGAAAAACAAUAUCUCAGGAAGUAAACACUACUUGACAGUAGCCAGCGGGGUCAUGACAUCAGUGUUCGUCUCUCCAGUCUUAGCAGCCGUCACCGUGGCGGUUGGAGUGCCUCUGAUGCUGACGUACGUUUAUGGCGUCGUCCCCAUGUCCCUCUGUCGUAAUGGCUGGUGCAAGCCUCAAAAUGAAGCCGGUGAAACAAGGAAGAUCCAGUUGGAGGACCUGGCCACUUAUCUUAUGUUUUCUCAUGUAGUCAGUGAUCACUGGACCGGGCAGCCCAAGCCAACGCUGAACGCUAGCGGUCUCCAGGAAGUGAGUGUGGAAGAAGCAGCAGUAGUGUUACCCAGUACCAGUGCUGUCCUCUCACAGCCUGAGGGAUCCCCUGAUCCACCUGAUGUUGUACAGGUGAUAAACAUCAACCAAGACAACAAAUCAGAUGAUGUGGAUGCUAUUGAGGAAUGCGUCUUUAGCAGCGCACAGACUUUUGCUUUGAGGGAGGGGACCAACAUUGAGGUGCGGGUAGAGAUUGAGGCUCAGCCACGUGGUGGACGUCAGCCCAGUCUCAGCAGCGUCCUCUCUAGCCGGAGCCUGUCAGCCGAGUCCCUCCAUCAAUCACACGAUCCUCUCAGUGUCUCCCAAAGGCCAGAAGACCUCCAGCCAGUUACGCAGACAGACAAUGUCUGACCUUCUGCCGCAUUCACCACCCACUGUACCUCCGACCAGCUGCUUCUAGCCUCUGUCUGUUCACACAGAGACAGAGAAAUGGAGAGCAAUGGAGCGAGAGAGGAUGAGAAAGGGAGAGAGAGAGAGCAAGAUAGAAAGGAAUCAGUAUCAUGAGACAGGGCAUGGGGAUAAAAUGUCCAGGGCCGCUGCCAAUAUACCACUAUGAUGACUAAUGAUGAUAAUAUGAACUAAAAUGACCGAAAGCAUGUUCGCAAGCCAGUCUUGUGGUCGUUAGCCUUUUUUUUUUUCACUGUGGUACUAUGAAAAGAAAAAAUUGGCUAUCCAGAUGGUAUUUAAUUUUAUUUAUUUGUUCAGCCCUUCUUAUAGCUGCAGUAUACUUUUUUAUUAAGUGGCUGUAUUAUUUCAUUUCUUAAAAUAUAACAAUAAAUUCCAGAACCACAGCAUGCUUUUCUGUGAAGCAGUGAGUUUUCUAGUUUGACAUACAGCUUUUACACAAUAUUAUGGACACUAUUGCUUCCUUGCCUGGAGAGUACACUACUACUGGCAACUGUGCGGCAGGGUAUCUUGUCAUUUCCAUGUGACGUUUAUUCAUUUAAAUUAUACAAGUUUUAACAGAAUACCAAGUACUGUUCUAUUUAAGUUGCAGUGGAAAAUAACGGGACUACUACUGCUACUACUAAUCUCUUAAAAGUUCCCUGUAUGUAGCAACUAAUUAAACUUAAGCUUUGUUAAUGCAGUUGUAAGGAAGGUGUCUUGGCCAAAAAAAACUAUUCUCCAUAACUGUAUUGCAUCCAGUGUGUAAGACGACAAAUUGUUCACUGAAAUUCAUUGGAACUUUUAUACAAUCUUUGAAAGGCCAGUGUGUCCUAUUUCUUUAACGAUCGAGCCAAUCAACUGUGUUCAGCAUAGAUAAUACAAAUAGAUGAGCACUUUUCCGGACUUAAGAUAGUAAUGAAAGAGGUAUUAUGUUUGUCCAGUUCUUGUAUACAGAAGAAAUCCAGGAAAUUAUAAGGAAUAUGCUCAAUCACAUGUACUGCAUAAAGAGACAUGAAGGUACAGGAACGCAGCUUGCAGAAACCACCUAGAUUUGCUUGUCUUCGAGUCAGCAGUAAGCACCAAAGCGAAAUCACACAUCAGCAUGUCACCUGAGGCCUCUUCGUUCCCAAGAAAAAAACUGAUUGGUAAAUAGGAAGCCAGUAUAUCUCACAUGUUCGAUGAAGAUUACAUUGUGUGGGUGAAUAUACCCACUGAUCCAAAGUUAACUAAAUGUAUGUGCAAUGUAGAUUUGAAAAACUGAAAUGGUUUAUGAAUAAACAGAUCGAAUUAA
Messenger RNA from Clarias gariepinus (North African catfish), 3433 nucleotides. RefSeq names its product E3 ubiquitin-protein ligase RNF19B. Bases 280 to 2106 code for a protein of 608 amino acids. Lineage: Eukaryota; Metazoa; Chordata; Actinopteri; Siluriformes; Clariidae. Gene Ontology annotation, biological process: positive regulation of proteasomal ubiquitin-dependent protein catabolic process; ubiquitin-dependent protein catabolic process; protein polyubiquitination. The transcript is spliced from 10 exons. Gene Ontology annotation, cellular component: cytoplasm; ubiquitin ligase complex. Gene Ontology annotation, molecular function: ubiquitin conjugating enzyme binding; ubiquitin protein ligase activity; zinc ion binding. The record is from RefSeq and is a predicted model, not a curated record.